AAAAUAAUAGGAUAUUGGUAAAAUUGGAAGAGAAACUUGGAAAGAACCUCUGACGACAGCUCAUAGGCGCAGUUGUUGACGGCAAACGAACGGAGACACAAAUAAAACAAAACAUCAUCUUUCUUCUUUGUAUUUGAACAACGUUAAUUCAUUCAAUUGUUUUUUUUUGUUCAAAUUCCGGUGAGGCCUACGGUGGUGAAACAUGGCCGUGUCUGGUGGUGACAACGAUGAUGCCUCCAAACUAGACCUCUUUCACCUCAUCAAACGCUUUGGUGCUUUUGUUACUUUCAAGAUCGGUCAUCUCUUCUCUCUCGAUAUUCGCACUAUUGGGGCGGUAGCUGGUCUUGCUGUUGCGAUUGUUUUCACUUGGAGGUUGUUGAGAUCUCCUAAUCCUACACAAGGGAGGCAACGGAAAAGGCAAGGUGGUGCAUCUAGUAAUCCUGGAGCUAGCACAAAUUCAAAUGCGUCGGUUGUUCCUUCUGAUGCUUCUUUACCUUCAGAUGAAUUAAGGGCACAAAAUGUUGUAGAUGAGUUCUUUCAGCCAGUCAAGCCAACCUUGGGGCAGAUAGUGAGGCAGAAGUUGAGUGAAGGAAGAAAGGUAACCUGUCGUCUUCUUGGAGUGAUCCUUGAGGAAAGUAGUCCAGAGGAGCUUCAGACCAAAGCCACUGUGAGAUCCUCUGUGCUAGAAGUAUUGUUGGAAAUAACUAAAUUCUGUGAUUUAUAUCUCAUGGAUCGGGUUCUGGAUGACGAAAGCGAGAAAAGAGUUCUUGUAGCGUUAGAAGAAGCAGGGGUAUUCACUUCGGGUGGUUUGGUCAAGGACAAGGUUCUCUUCAGCAGCACUGAGAAUGGACGCUCGUCAUUUGUUCGUCAAUUAGAACCAGAUUGGCAUAUCGACACAAAUCCCGAAAUUGUCACUCAGUUAGCUAGGUUUAUCAAGUAUGAGCUCCACAUAGCGCCGUAUAAAACAGAACGAACUGCCGCUAAUGUGUUCAGUGCUCCAUCGUUGGAACUUUUCUUUGGAUCUGCAUGAGAACCAAAAAACACUACUAAUCACAUGUUAUUCAUAAGUGUCUACUAGUUUGGUUUGUGUCAGAAUCUUGGAUUCAACCUUUCACCAUACAUUUUUUCCCAGCUUUUCUAGACGGAUGAGAAAACUAGGUUAGAUUUUCUUCAAGCUUUGAUGGGUUUCUCACACUAGGUUGGUGAAAGACCUGCUUCUGUGCAUGUGUAUGAUGCUUUGAGGAAGAAGUUAUAUUGUUUUUUCUUUGUUUACCUUUUGUUUGAAAAUUGUGAAUUAGAUUCAGACAUUUUGAACUGACAAGGUAACAAUUUAUGUUAGAUGUUUGUAUUCUAUCCUUUUACAAACAUGAUAAUAUGUCAUCAAGGACAAUGUUAAUGACCAUCCUUCAACCAAUACUUGUCAAUGUAAAAGUUUUUUGAUGCUUAAA
Medicago truncatula (barrel medic) is the source of this 1448-nucleotide messenger RNA. RefSeq names its product peroxisome biogenesis protein 22. Bases 203 to 1030 code for a protein of 275 amino acids. The record is from RefSeq and is a predicted model, not a curated record. Gene Ontology annotation, biological process: peroxisome organization. Lineage: Eukaryota; Viridiplantae; Streptophyta; Magnoliopsida; Fabales; Fabaceae. The transcript has 8 exons.